Molecule: messenger RNA, 904 nt
Organism: Durio zibethinus
Lineage: Eukaryota; Viridiplantae; Streptophyta; Magnoliopsida; Malvales; Malvaceae
Product: GSH-induced LITAF domain protein-like
Molecular function (GO): zinc ion binding
Source: RefSeq, a predicted model, not a curated record
AAAACAAAACAAAAGGUUAAACUGCACUAAUAAAUAUUAUUAAAGUAAAAAAAAUGGAGGAAAUCGGGGAAUGGCAAUUACCAGGUUGGACCCAGCACCCCCGUAAACCCUAACCUCUUGUAGAAAACGAAUGAAUCCGUUAUUGGUUUCAUUUGGAAACGCGAUCCGUAAAUCCCCCAUUAUAAAAUACCUGUAAGAUUUAUUUCCUUUCAUAACAAUUUUCCAAAUUCUCUGUUGCGUUAAGUGGGGAAGAAUAUUUUUCGUCUGAGAUCACCAAUCGAACCCCCCAAACAAAAGCAAUGUCGAAGACGGAGCAGACGGUGGUCGGAGUCCCAUACUAUGUGGGGAUGAAUCCGUACCAUGCGGGGAUGAUACCGCCGAAAGCCAUAUACGGUGAUCCAGAGGGAAUUCCGAUUCAGCAAACCAUGUAUCGGGACACCCCUGCUCCUUUUAACUGCCCUUACUGUGGUAAUUCCGGACUCACCCUCGUCAGAUCUAAACCUAGUCUGGCAGCGGUUGUUGGAUGCAUGAUGCCCUUUAUGCUUGGAAUCUGCUUCCUUUGCCCUUCAAUGGACUGCCUUUGGCAUAAAUAUCAUUAUUGCCCCAAAUGCACUGAAAAGGUUGCUAAUUUUGAGAAAUCAGAUCCAUGUGCGGUGGUGGAUAUGCCGCAAUGGAUGCAGGAGAGUUUUGCUGUGCCUGCAUGAUAAGUCUAGUAAAAGCAUUUUGCUAUGCUGUUUUCUCAUUUAUAUGUGCUUUUCUUGCUGUGCUAAAAUAAAUUGUCUAUACAAGAAAUCAUGAACAAAAGGUUUCAGUACAUUACUGUGAAUUGCUAAUUAGAGUACAGUCUUCUCUAUAUGUAGCCAUGCGACAAAGGUAAAAAAAAAAAAAAAAAAAAAAAAAAAAA